AUGCACUUAUACACCGCCUUCAAAGCCCUGACCGUUCUCGCCCUGAGCGCUUCGGUACUCGGCGCUCCGGCGAGCCAGCACGGAAACAGCAUCGCACCGGCCGGCAGCGGCAGCACACAGACCGCCGCCGCCGCGGUUUCGCCUCCUCCCGGCUCAGAGAACCGCGCCGAAGCCUGCGUGCGCUGCAAGGACGUGCAGCAUCCCGAAGCCCGGGCGGACGAGCCCAAGAAACUGAGCGCCUGGACCAAAUUUUGCUACAACUGCCGCUACCAGGUCCUCGACAAAAACUUAUACAUGACAUACAACACGGACAAGCCCAAGGACAAGGCCUAUAUGGAUUGGCGCAAGGAAAAGGUCAAGGGCAAGUCCUGGGACGGAAUCAGCAGCAAGAGAGGUCCGAUUUACACCACGCACGGGAGGACGUGCUGCGGGCGGUCGGUCGUCCUUGGGGAUGAUAGCAGUAUAGGCGCUGGCCGGCAGUGA
Pyricularia pennisetigena is the source of this 483-nucleotide messenger RNA. RefSeq lists its product as uncharacterized. Lineage: Eukaryota; Fungi; Ascomycota; Sordariomycetes; Magnaporthales; Pyriculariaceae. The record is from RefSeq and is a predicted model, not a curated record. The transcript has a single exon. Bases 1 to 483 code for a protein of 160 amino acids.